This is a messenger RNA of Patella vulgata (common limpet), 3248 nucleotides long. RefSeq names its product phytanoyl-CoA hydroxylase-interacting protein-like. Bases 200 to 1258 code for a protein of 352 amino acids. The record is from RefSeq and is a predicted model, not a curated record. NCBI's taxonomy places the organism in Eukaryota, Metazoa, Mollusca, Gastropoda, Patellidae. The transcript has 3 exons.
CAGAAUAAUUUGUGCUGUUCAAAAUACUGACAACAGCGAAACAGAUUUCUACUUUCUAAAUUGUACAAAUUUGUGGCAAAUCGAUCAAAACCAGCAACCUCCAAAUACAGAGCUCAAAAUUACUAUAUAUGGUCUUAAAAUAAAUGAACCAAAAGUUAUUUUAAGUAAUACAAUUAUAAUCAACAGUUCAGUACAUGAUAUGAGAUUAGAAAGUCACAGCGGACAUGGCCAAUCUCCAAUCUCAGUAGCGUCUGAUGAAUUGAAAUUCAACGUUGAUCAAAGAGUCGAUGAAAUGACCAAUGAAUCCAGUAUUAUAUUUACAUGUGAAGAUGUGCCACUACCAACAAGUAUUGAAUUUAAAUAUCACUACAUUCAGAUAAUACAAACAACAAGUACUACUAAUCAUGUAUCAAGCUACAAUGAAUAUGUUGAAUUGACAACCACCGAUAACAAUGAAAUACCAUGUGUCAAUCUACCAUCUAGAGAGGCUGUUAAAUACAAGAUUUAUAGAGUCUCUCAAUCUGGUAAUAGAUAUCAUGUGACUAAAACUUCUGACGAAUCAGAGUUUAUUACUCAUAAUACAAUGGUUGAUGUGAACAACUUACAUCGACUGGCGUUAUUAGCCAACGAAGUGACAUCCAUGCCCGUUCCUUAUCUAUUUCGAAAUAAACCUAGUACCCAUCCUACCAUAGAAGAAGCCAAAGAAACAGGAAUCAUGACUAAAUAUAUAAAAGAUAAUAAUGGAGACCAAGCUUCUUGUAUAAACAAAAAAAUUAAUGGAUUGUUCUUCAGUGCAACGGUUGAUAGACGUAUUCAUGAACCACCUGUGAGAAGUCCUUUUGGUGAUUAUCGUAUACUGGUUCCACCACAAUACCUAUUAAAAUUCAAUUCAAUUCCAGCAAAUAUUUAUUUUGCAGAUUUUUACUGCAAGAAACAAGGAGGACGCCAUCACAUCACUUUGGUAUUAACCAAACCUGGUAGCGCUGAAGAUGUCUACUGUAAACCUAGACUUCUUAAACUUGAUAUUAAUAAUAAUAAAUUCUUGUAUUAUGAUCGAAUAUGUGACCAGUAUUGUACAGACUCAUCCCCAAAUGUUGAGGUAUUGUACACAGAAAAUAUUGACCUCAAUGAAAUGAGAUCAAAAUUAGGUUUCCUAGAAAAAACUGUCAAAAGUACAGGACAAAGUAAACCAGAGGGGAUUCCAAAAAAUACUUCUUGCACCAUUUGUAAUCUCCCUAAAAAUCCUUCCAGAAUAUAAAGUUUUUGGCCAUUCUGAACAACUAGGAUGUAUUCCUGGCCAAAUCCUCUGUUUAUAAUAGGUGAUUAGAAAACACAAGAUACAAUCCAGAAUAUAAAGUUUUUAGCCAUUCUGAACGACUAGGAUGUAUUCUUUGCCAAAUCCUCUGUCUAUAAUAGGUGAUUAGAGGGUGAUAUCCGAUAUCGGCCCUAGGGAUGAUAUCAGAUAUCAACCUCUGGUGACGUCAUGACAGGUUUACAUCACUCUUAAAUGAAAAGGAACCCAAAUUCUUUUUCAACAUUUUAUUCACUUUUUUGUACAAUGCUGUCAAACGAUUCGGAAGACGAACGUUGCCAGGCCCAUGUUACUUAGUUUCUUCAUCUGACCAUCAAGAAUUUGUCUGAAACUCAAAUUCUGGAUUGUGUAGUAUAUCCGUAAAUGUAAAACUAUUCCCAUGACUAAAUACGGAAUUCGGUGGGCAAUAUUCAUCAUUUCAUUUAGCUUACUUCCGAGUAGAAUCUAGAUAUAAAAAAAAUAAGAUAUUAUAUCCUCAAAUCUUCUGGCGCACACAGGAUUUUUCGCUCACUAUCAUGUUUAUUAUUUCGCCACACUGACCAACUGUUAAAAAAGCUCACAGCCCACUGAUUUCUGUGUAAGGUAUUUAUGGGCAUGGCAUUGUUGGCACAUUCACUGACUUCUUGUCACUCGAAAUUGAAAAGCAUUUAUCAUUAAAAUUUGUAUCUCACAAUCCGAAAUAUCCGAGUGCAUUAAAUCCUUGUUAAAUAUAUUCUGCAUAUAAUUCUGCACUUCGAUUACGUUUAAAUAAUCCUUUGUCAGAAUCUAUGUUUUCUUUUUCAGCCAUAUUUUCUACAAACUGACUUGCGUGGAUCAGUCCGUCGUCUGAUUCGUUUGACAACAUAGCACAAAAUGAAUGCCAGUUUGUGAAUACGUGGUUACUCAAAUGUAAUGCACGUGCAACUUACAACUUGUUUUCUUAAUUUUGUCAUAUCAGUCGUAGGCCGAUAUGGGCUAAAGCAUUGUCUUAUAGGAUAGAUUUAACAUUGAUGUUGGUGUGUAAGACAAAUAUUAACCUAAUACCCUUGGUCGAUAUGUGAAAUAACCCACAGCCUCCCGCCUAGGGUUAUUUCACAUAUCAACCCUCGAUUAGGGUAAUAUUUAUCUCAUAAUCAACAUUGUUCUGCAAAUGAUCAGAACUCAUUGAAAAUCAAUUCGUCAAAAUCAAUCUGAUUAAAACACAGACCCUAUUUUGUUUUGUUUUUUAUAGUUCAAAAUUUCGCUUUACUUGUCUUUACUAUUCUAGGAUCUGGAAGAGUUGUUAUAUAAUAGGCGUUUUAUUGAUGUGAGGAAUUAGACAAUGAAACAGUCUGUUACAGCGAUUUCUUGGCGUUCUCUGCGCAGAACUGUGGGUAAACCCCUAGAAACUUCAAAGUUGAUUGAUUAAUCAAUAUCUGACGUCAUAGGGUCAAAAGCCGCUCGUUUGACCCCUGAUGCAAACUCCCAUUAUAACUUGUCAGAUCUUUAUGUAGUGUAGGCCAUCAAAAGUAUAAAAAAACAAAACGAAAUAUAUAGAUCUAUAUUUUAAUCAGAAUGCGUCAAAAUUGAAAAUCGAUUCUCUGUCUCCCUCUUGAUCUUCCAAGAGGAAUUGCAGAAAAUGCACUGACAAAAGGGGACAGCAAUAAUAUUAAUAAACACAUUCAUAUAUGGGUAAAUAAAAAUAAAUUCAACUAAUUUUGUUUUGUUUAACACUGUACAUUAUAUCUAAAUAAAAAUUGUAUGUACAGGUAAUUCCAAUUAUCCUUUUAUAUUGUAAAUAAAAAUAAAUUCAACUAAUUUUAUUUUGUUUUAAAUUGUACAUUAUAUCUAAAAAAAAAUUAUAUGUACAGGUAAUUUCAAUUAUCCUUUUAUAUUGUAAAUAAAAAUAAAUUCAACUAAUUUUAUUUUGUUUUAAAUUGUACAUUAUAUCUAAAUAAAAAUGUACAGGUAAUUUCAA